GCGCCUGGAUGCUCGCUGGUCCGAGCGGGCGGCGGAGGAGCCGAGCGGCUGACGCUGGGUCCGCGCCCGCGGCCAUUUCCCCCUCCCCUCCUCCCCUUCCUCCUUCCUCCCCUUCCCUCCCCCCCGCCCAGCUCAGCCCGGUCAGGCCUGGCCCGGCCUGGCCCGGCUCCGAGGGGCGACGGGAAGGCUCCGGCGGAUGCCCAGACUGAUCUCCCUGAGGAGCUUGGCACAGUAUCUGAUACAUAGUGGUAUAUAUCUGCCUCUUAAAGUUUGGAAAAGGAAAAAACUUUUUGAGUAAUAAAGAUGCCUCCUAAAUUCAAGCGCCAUCUAAAUGAUGAUGAUGUCACUGGUUCUGUGAAAAGUGAAAGGAGAAAUCUUUUAGAAGAAGAUUCAGAUGAAGAAGAGGAUUUUUUCCUAAGGGGCCCAUCUGGACCAAAAUUUGGACCUCGGAAUGACAAAAUUAGGCAUGUACAGAAUCAGGUGGAUGAAGUAAUUGAUGUCAUGCAAGAGAAUAUUACAAAAGUGAUUGAAAGAGGAGAGAGACUGGAUGAGCUGCAAGACAAAUCAGAAAGCUUAUCAGAUAAUGCAACAGCUUUUAGCAACAGAUCUAAACAGCUUCGAAGACAAAUGUGGUGGCGUGGAUGCAAAAUGAAGGCCAUCAUGGCUCUGGUUGCUGUUAUCCUUUUGCUGGUGAUUAUCAUUCCUAUUGUCCUGAAAUACCGGACUUGAUUUGGUGACCAGAGAUCUUCAAUAAAACGGUUCUGGGACAAUUAAAAAAAAAAGAAGAUUGCUGCAUAAUUUAAUGAAAUAUAUAUGUGACUUUCAAAAGUGUUUUUUCUCAAGAAGUAAAAAGGCAAGUGUCCAGUUCAAAUUGGAGCAUUGAUAAUUUCCCGAUUAGCCUCCUCCCUUCACCAAAAUAUGCUCUCAUUAAUUUAUUUUAAAACAGAAACAUCUACUUUGCUAUGUUAUAGGAAUCUAAUUUGAAACUAGAUACUUGCCAAUACAUUAUUUGUAUAUAGAGUUAAACAUUGAUGAUGAUAUUUAUAAUUCAACACAAUUUCCUACUGUAAACUAGAGAGGUGGGGAUUUAUUGCAUCAAGUUCAGGGAUAGGGUGAGAGGUAAGAGAUGAAACAUUAUGUAAAAAAGUGAUGGCAACCAUUUAGUUAAUGAUUAUAAAAUGUAUAGUUUUUCUCAUGUAAAAAAAUUAGGUUUUGGAAAUGGUUUCCAUAUAUUUAUGGAGAUACUAAUGUUUUCAAUACUGCUACUUUCAACUGUGACUAAAGACAUUCCAGUAAACCUAUUUUGCCUGUAUGUAGAAUUUGUGACAACUUUUUUUUUUUUUACUUUGGGGCUAUAGUAGUAUAUUCUGAUCAAUUUUAAAGCACAAUCUGGCACAAUUAAGGACAAGAAAUGAGAUUGAAGGAAAGGAAAGCAUCAGCGGAGUGUUUGGGAAUAAUGGCUCCUACAUGCGGGCACAUUGCAAUAAAAAACAGCCAAUUUUUAUUUCCCUCCAGUAAUAAUUGGAGAGAAAUUAAGAGAUGAUGAGUAAAGGAAAUCCAUAGAUACUCAAUUUGUUCCAGUAUUUACCCUCAACAAACCCUCUUUCCAGAGCUGCUAACAAGUAACAAAAAUCAAUUGCUUUGACUUUGGCUACAGUUGCCUGCUCACCAUCUCUCUUAUGGUAGAUGUGCUAAUUUGCCAUGAGAUGGCCAAAAAUAAGCGGCAGGACCUAGGAGAAGCCCGCAGGAGUCUGAGCAAUCCACAGAUGGGAUCAUCUGUACCUGAAAAAUCACAUGCUGGCUAAUGUUGAAAGUUUAACAUUUUUCUUGACCUAUUUUCACUUAAUAAAUAAAGACAGGUUACAAGAUUCUUUUUUUAAAGCUUAAUCUGAGUUGUGCCAACAUAGUUGUAGUCUUCAUGCAAGCUGAAAAGAAAAUACAAAAUCCAUUUAAAAGCAUGGCAGAGUUCCACAAUGAAAACUGAAUGAUUUUACAGCAGCUUUGUCCAUGCAUCCUUGCAUCUAGAAGGCAUAUCUUCACAAAUUUUAAAUAUAAAGUAAGUUAUGAGAUGGAAAAUGGCAAUAUUUAAUAAAGAAAAAUGAGUCUGUAGGUUACUUGUUUAGGGAAUUCUGUUGCUUCAAAAUAUAUGAAAUACAGAAUUCAUUUUAUUUGAUUCUAUAGGGUCAGUGCUAAGAAGAGCUGUUCUGUUUAGAAUGGAGAGAUAUAUGAAGAGAGGAAGCAGUCUAAGUGACAUUCAAGACACCUGCAAGUGAUGAAAAUACUAAAAUAUUAUUGCUAUCUUUUAUAAUUUGCUAAUAGCAUUUUUAAGAACCAUUUCUACUUCCAGAGAUAAAUGUCUAUGUGCUAUGGAAUGUUCCCUGGCUUCCUUUUUGAGAUAUCAACUGGUAGAAACAUGGAUUGGGAUUCUGCUGACAAAAGAAAAUAAUUUUACCUUUAGAUUUAAAAGCAAGAAAUUAAAUAUUUUUACUAAAGCAGCUAGUGGCUCUGCACAAGAUAACAGCAAUGUUAAUUUAGGCCAAUUUUGGCUCACUUUAAGGAAAAACUUCUUGACAGAGACAUUCAAAAGUGGAAGGGGAUGUCUUGAGAGAUGGCGAGUUCCCUUCAUUAGAAAUCCUGAGCCAGAGACUCAGUAGUUAACUUGGAAAUGUAAAGGGGAUUUCUAUUUCAGAUGGGUGACUUCGGAGGUCCCUUCCAACAAUAUGAUAACAGCUAAGUGGGCAAAAUAAUGAUUUGUGUUCAUCAUUCAGUGGAUUUGCACAUCCUGACUCUGUAGAAAAAACCAACAGAUGAGAACCAAAAUGAUCAGCGUGGAUAUUUUCAGUAAAUUGUGUGGAAAUUUAGUCGAUCCAUUAUUAACAUCAGUAAAGGCAAAGGGUACUUCAUGUUACAUUCAGGAUCUGCAUUUCCAUUGUUAACUUUAGUGGAGAGAAUGUUACUACUUUUUAAAAAAAAUUGCCAAUAAAAAGUAAAGGAAAUAUUUAUGAGUUUAAAAAUAUAGUUAUAUUUUGCACUUCAAAUAUUGCAGGACUGGUGGCAGGAAUCUCACUAUCUUUAAAUCUCACUAAACUGUUCAAUGGUGUUAAUCUGCAUCUUAUUCAUACUUCCUUACUCAUGAUUGCCCAUUAUGUUUAUUAAAUGGCACAUUUUGUGAUGUUUAUGGUUA
Messenger RNA from Trichosurus vulpecula (common brushtail), 3184 nucleotides. RefSeq names its product vesicle associated membrane protein 4 (gene VAMP4). The record is from RefSeq and is a predicted model, not a curated record. Bases 304 to 729 code for a protein of 141 amino acids. Gene Ontology annotation, cellular component: membrane. Gene Ontology annotation, biological process: vesicle-mediated transport; Golgi ribbon formation. NCBI's taxonomy places the organism in Eukaryota, Metazoa, Chordata, Mammalia, Diprotodontia, Phalangeridae. The transcript has 9 exons.